AGCCGCUCCAGCGAACGGACGCAGCGAAAGACGAGCGGGAAAGCCCCAUAAAGAAAAUCGUGAAAAUCGAAAUCGAGCCCAUGACUUAUAUAUAGAGAGCAGUGCGAUUUGUUUACGUGUUUGUCGUGCGGCGAUAGUGUUUGUGCCAGUCGUCAGAAAAAUAUAUACAAAUAUAUAUUCCAAACCAAAAUAUAGUAAAGCAUAAAAAUAAAAUUCAAAAUGAUCAGCUCUACGGAUUACCCAACAAUUGUGGAGACUACAACUCCAGCGGAGGAGCUGUACGCGGAGUUCAUAGCCGCUCCGGCCAGCAGCAUGAGUCCCGCGGCCAUAGCCGAGCACCUGCAGCAGAACCAGAUCACCUUCGAGAUCCCCAGUGCCCACGACCUGCGCCACAUUGACGCCCUCAACUCGUUCAAUGCCCUGCUCCAGCGGAUUGGCAACGCGGCGGUCAACUAUGACCCGGCACCGCCCAGUGGCUGGUCGCCGGAUGGCAGCAUCAGCACCGAACAGUUGUCCAAGUCGGUGGUCUUGGACUUGGCCGAUCUGAGGGAUAGAUCCGAGGAUGCCAGCGAAUCCACUUGGUUCAGUCAGAUCUUUGGCGAGGCAGACAUGCAUGUGAUCAUCAAUUAUCUGUGGAUUGGAGUGGUCACUUCGCUGGUUGUCCUGUCUCUGGUCUUCAUCCUGUUUAGCUGCUACUUCUACAGGAAGUUCCGCACUUGGAAGAAAUGCAAUAAGGACAUACGUGCCCAGAUCCAUGCAACCAGCGACUCGUACUCCUCGCACCUGGUCAGCUGCGAUGCCAGCCGCCUGCUGCUGCACCAGCAGCAUCCCCAUCAUCAUCAUCAUCAUCAUCAGCAGCGAAGUGGUGAGGCGGGCUUCUACCAAAUCGAAUCGCCGCCGUGCUACACAAUAGCCACCGGACUGCCCAGCUACGAUGAGGCACUGCAUCAUCAGCCCCGUCACUUUGCCUACGGCAUGAAAUUUGUGUAUCCCUCGCUGGCAGCCGUGCAUCAUCAUCAUCACCAGCAGUCCGCCUGCAUUUCCAAUUGGGAGAAGGACGAGCUGCAGCGGCAGCGGCAAAAGUGCAAGCUGUCAGCGCCAGUAGAGGAGGAUAAAGCGGAAUCCUCCGCAGCUUCAUCUGCAUCCUCAUCUCCAUUGCCAUUGCCAUUGCCAUCGUGCCACUUGGCCGCAGCCAUGCCUGCCAUUUGCAUUAACAUCCCGGCCGAUGGACAGCAGCAGGAGCAGGAGGAGAAGGAGGAGAAGCCAGAGCAGGAGCAGAGCUUACAGCCGGCGGCGGCUGCUGACGAUGAUUGCGCCUCAUUGGUCGUUGUUGUUGCCGCGUGAUUGCCCGGCUGCCGGGCCAGCAUCAUGGGUUAAGUAGGGGGGCCGCCAGGGGUCAGCAGCCGAAUUGCUUAGUCACUUGUAAAUAGUUGCAGCAUCCCCCCGAAACGAUCAGAAAAAAACCCAUUCAGUUUCGUUUUUAGUUAGUAUCUGUUAUAUUAUUGUAUUACGCAAGACUGAGUAUUAUUUAUUGUACUAUGUAUAGAACCCAAUUGUCUAUCGAUUAAGUCCUAAUGCCUAAGUGAGAGUGGAAAAUAUAAACGCCUCGAAAUGAAAAUGAUUGCAAACUGAA
Drosophila kikkawai is the source of this 1633-nucleotide messenger RNA. RefSeq names its product commissureless (gene comm). Gene Ontology annotation, biological process: axon guidance. The record is from RefSeq and is a predicted model, not a curated record. NCBI's taxonomy places the organism in Eukaryota, Metazoa, Arthropoda, Insecta, Diptera, Drosophilidae.